Messenger RNA from Schistocerca gregaria, 5111 nucleotides. RefSeq names its product protein HID1-like. Lineage: Eukaryota; Metazoa; Arthropoda; Insecta; Orthoptera; Acrididae. The transcript is spliced from 3 exons. The record is from RefSeq and is a predicted model, not a curated record. Gene Ontology annotation, molecular function: RNA binding; pseudouridine synthase activity. Bases 284 to 2269 code for a protein of 661 amino acids. Gene Ontology annotation, cellular component: Golgi trans cisterna; Golgi medial cisterna; membrane. Gene Ontology annotation, biological process: pseudouridine synthesis.
UCAUCUAGACUAUCUUUCAUUAUAGGCCGGAGGCUCGAGAAUCCGUUGAACCAAUGCUUUAAGCGCCUCAUCGAUGAAGAGAUAGGGCUGAAAGACCUCGAAUUCUGGUCUACGUUUUGGUCGUCUAACAAGUUACUUGAAUCUUUACCAUCGCUGCCACUGGACCUAAUAGUGUCAUUGAAGGACAAGAAUCCCAGAAAUUUGUCAAUACUAAUUGUUCAUGUACGCUGUCUGAGCGUUAUUUUGGAGUCGUUCAAAAGUGAUCGUUUGAGAAAAUCUCGUGAUGAGGCUUUACAGAUCUGCGGCGGUGGAAAAGAAGUUAAAGUGCAUUGAAAUGGUAAAUUCGAUGGCAAUUUUGGCGAAGUUGUUUCCUGUUUUAUAUAUGGUUCAGGAAUCCCAGGCGCUGGACCAGUGUUUCAGCUCUUUGCUUUUUUGGCAAGGUACAAUUCCAGGUGAUAAACCGGGGUCGCUGGCCGAUGAAUUGGAAAUAAUGAAUGGAGGGGGUGAGGAUGUUAUAGGAGCACCGUUCGACCAGUCUGGUCCUUUGUCACCAGUGAAAAAUGAGGAGUGGCCGUUUGAGCCUUUGUUGGAUCAUUUGAAUUUGGGAAGGCCGUUCGGAGCCUUUUUUUUCGAUACUUUACUGGCUUUGUUUUUUUUGCCUUCGUUUACUUUGUCAGAGCUGAAAGGCUCUGCUAAGGAAAGCCUGCCAAGUCUUCCCCUGGCAUAUGUGUGGGAGCCUGGAUUGUUGGUGGAGGAGGCGAUGCCGUCGACCUGGGCGCAUUACAACAACAGAAUAGCCGUGAUGCAAUGUUUGCUAGAGGUGAUGAGAGAGCCGCAAAACCAAGAAGAAUCAACAGCAAAAAGUGCAUGGUGGGACUACUUCUGUACAAGACCGAAUCCGUACGCGAAGAUGCUGUUUAUCAGCUUGUUUAAUGUGGUUUUGAGCGAAUUACCGAGAGGGUGGAAUUUGAAUUAUUGGCCUUCCAAAAAGAAACAACUGGCAGAAUUAUCGAUAAGUUUAUUGAAUAUGAUGUUGGUAUACAAACACCCUAAAUCAUCUGAAGAAAGAGACGAACAUAGUGAAUUGACAGAUUUUUCAUCAAAAGAAAAUUAUUUUGUGCGUUUGCUAAGUCAACUUUCUUCUAACGACUAUGAUUUUUUGUUGAACAAUUUCUGUCGUAUCCUGUCAAUCGAUGGAUUGGCCAGGUUCGAAGAGAGACUUAUACUGUUUCUACAAGUUAUCUUAUUAAAUACAUCCUUCUUCAAUUAUGCACUCAAGCAAGAUAAAAUGAUCGAAAUAGUUGAUCCCCUCGUAUCGUUUCUGCACCACGCAAAUUGUCACUCUGACCUCUCCAGAUUGAUUUUCUCGCUGCUCCUUAUCCUUUCUGGUUCGAGAGACUUUGCCAUUUCACUUAACAAACAAGUACAAAAGAAACACUCCCUUCUUCUGUCCAGAGGGAGUUAUGCGGAUUUGCUUAUCCUCGGACUCCUACAGGGUGCUUCUCAAAUUGUCGUGGAAGACCUCAUCAUGCCUCUCACUAUUAUAUUCAAUAUAUCCGCCUAUCUGAAAAAUUUAGUACUUUCCACCAUCACAGAACUUCUCAACGUAUUCGAACUCGUUUCUAGAACAGAAUGGCUCCUCCAACAUGAAAAUAACCAUCGCUGUCUAUUUUUCAUUUUGGAAAUAUUCAACAAUAUCCUCCAGUAUCAAUACGAAACAAAUACUUCGUUUGCGUACUUACUGCUCAGAUAUAAAGACUCGUUCUAUAAGCUCGCCGACCUUCCAAAAACGUUGGAACAAAUGAUCGCCGGAGAGGUGAAAGGCGCCGAGAGCCCAUCCCAUGUUCCUGAAGAUAACCAACCUAGUCAGCCUGCACCCGAAUACCCACCUAUAUACAAUGCUCUAUGCGCUCAGGAUUCACCCUACGUCGAACAUUCCACUUUCGAGUCACCUUCCUCUUCAAAAUCUACUCGCUCAUCUUCGUUUCGCUGGACCUACCAAACUCUGCCUGAUUGGGCCACUCACCUACCCAUAUCGACCAUUCUCAGCUUCUUGAAUGGCGUCCUUCCUCAAAUUAAUGAAAUGCUUGAUGGUACUUAUUCUGAUCACGACAAAAUCCUAUCCUUCCUCAAGCGGACGACCUUGGUCGGUAUCCUUCCCGUCCCUCACCCUAUCGCUAUCGUCUUGUUCAAGUCCAGUCCUAACUUCGAAACCUGGGUUCUCCACCGCUGCCAGAGCCACCUCAAGUCCCCAUCCGCUCUUUAUUGAAAAAAUAAUAAUAAAUCUUGUACCUGGUUUUCGAUAUUUUUUAAUUUUGAGCAGUCCGCUGCAUGCGACGCCCAAAAGAAAAUUUUUUUUACUGGUACGAUCUUGAUUAUUUUUGGCUGCGUUUGGCACGCCUGGUUUUUUUCCCGCUGUUUUCUUAUUGUCCAAAAAUUUGUCGCGCUCGUGAGAUGCUUUGCGCCCGAUUCUCUGCGGUCUUUUUGCGGACCAAUGUGCCGGGCACCAAUAUGCCAGGUGCAAAUUGCUUUCGACGCGAAGUUUCUAAACAACCUGCCAUUAAAACGGCGUACAAAAGUACCUAUAAUUUUCUCGUUGACAGGCGAAAAAAAAUUCUGACAAGGGAGUCUGGAAAGAGAGCAUAUCAUGUCCUGUUUUUUUAAUGAAAGAGAUUCUGAUCUUGUUUUGCUCAAAAGGUAGAGUGAAGAAGCGCCAGAAGGGUAUCCAUGAAACUCGCAGCGCGUUGGGAUAUAAGGGCACACCGGGAGAGAUGCCAAGACGAACAGUGGAGAGAGGGGAGACUGUUUUAAAGGAGAUGAUCAAAAUACUCGGAGAUACGGCAAGGGAUGAUCGGGCAAAUGGAGAAGAGAUUGGCGUCGGUCGCAGAGAGCCCCGGACAAAGGACGACGACUGGAGAGAGAUCAUUGAAGGAAAAACUCCGAAAAAAAAUAAAAAGGGCGUCAAUCCGGAUGUGAGUAAUGACAAGGUGAAGGAUUCCAUGCGUGAUGAAAAGCGCGAAAAAAGUGCUACGAACCGUCACGUGAAAAACGCUACGAACCGUCACGUGAAAAACGCUACGAACCGCCACGUGAAAAACGGUGCUGGUCGUCACAUAAAAAAUGCUAAGGAUGAUCGUUUGUCUUUCUCACCGACGCCGAAAGUGAUAGAGGGUGUAGACAAGACGGAGGUUGUGUGUUCUUCGAGUGAGCGGUUGUCCAAGCGUCUAUCUGCAUGUGGUGUCUGCUCCAGGCGAGAAGCUGAAGCGUUCAUUAGGUCUGGAAGAGUGUCGGUGGAUGGUGUGGUGACGACGUCGGUAGCGACGGUCGUGAAUCCAUCACAGGCGGUUUUUGUUGAUAACAAGAAGAUUUGUGCACCUAGGCCGGAGAUGUUUAUCUUUUACAAACCGAGAAAAGUGUUGAUCACGCAUUUAGAAAAGGAAGAUCAACAACGUCGGACGCUUGGCCAGAUCUUAAGUGAAAUAGGAAAGCCUAACCUACGCUCAGUCGGACGUCUAGAUUAUCUGAGUGAAGGUCUGAUCCUUCUCACGAACGACGGAGAGCUCAAAAAAUACCUAGAGCACCCGAACUCUGAAUUCGUCCGAGAGUAUCGAGUUCGUGUGCAUGGCCAUAUCCUCAUUCAACGGCUUAUGGAUAUUUGUCAAAAGAGCUUUUGCAUUGGUGGCAUUCAUUACAGGCCGAUCCAACUUACGUUCGAACAAUCUAAAUACGGUGGUGCAAUGUCUACAGAUAUCUUGGGCAACAGCUGGAUAAGAGAUCCUAUCAAAUUUAUUCAUACACCUGGGAAAUCCGCAUCUUGGAGCAUUUCCAAUUUUCUGUCUUUCAAUUCAUCGUUACAAGUCAACGAGCGAAUGAUCUGGUUCACUAAAAACACCUGGAUUCGUGUUCGGACUUCAGAAGGGAAGAGGCAUGAAGUCAGAAUCAUCCUUGCCCAUUUGGGCCUCAACGUAUCGAGACUCAUCCGUGUUCGGUAUGCCGCAUACACGUUGAAGGACCUUCGAGUGGGCGAUAUCAAACGCGUUGAGAUAUCCCCAUUGUUGAAAUAUAAACCGAAAUGAAUUUUCAUAUAUCGCGAGAAAAAAAAAGGUAAUUUAAGGAGUUUGCAUAGGGGGGUCUUCGCUCGCAGGAAUGAGCGUAUGCCAGGAUUUGGACAGUAACCCCCACGUGAUGGAUGAUGCGGCAUUUCUGUACCUAAUCUGUUCUGAAAUGCUCUCUAUUAGGUCUUGAUGUGUGCGUCCUAUAUCCUCCAGUGCUUGAAACGCCUGUCUUCUAAUUGCGUUGUUUGGAUCAAUGGAAUAGAUGUCCACGACCAACGAGAGGAGUUGAUGGGAAAAUUGUGUCGAUCUUGUAACCAGAUUAAUGCCUGCUCUUCGAACGGACAGGUCUUUAUGUCUGAGGAGCGCAAUCAGUGGCGCGCUAGACAAGGGGAACCAGGAAUGUGCACUGAUGUCUAUCAGCCUCCCGAAUAUGUUCAGAAAAUUCGCACAUAUACGGAGUAAAUGUGAAUUCAUAUCUGCCAACAAGAUGACAUCCAUAAUGAAGGGGAGCGCCUGAGUUCUCCAUUGGGACAUGAUUUCGACAAAAUCGGUCAGGUUCUGCAUGUUCUUGUUGCACAUAAUAAACUUCAGAAGCGAUCGGAUCUCCGAAAAGCGUUUUACGGGUAUGAUGCACUGAAAUAUACUCAACCUCAAUUCGUGGUUAUAUCGAUAUCUUUUUUUGUGUACGAUGUUUUCCAAAUGGUAAUAAUUCGGUAGAAACACUUUAUGCGUGUACCAGAGAUCUUCGGUUCCCUUCGGCUCGCGAUCACCUUCAGUGUCUUCGGGCAACGCGACCUCUGUGAAGGCCAUUGAACAAAGCCUGUCUUUUGACUUCGCUUUUUUUUUCACCAAAUUCGUUGUGAGAUGGGAACCUUGGUGCCACGGGGUCGUGAGACGGGCUCGCCAAGAGCAGUUUGGGCUUGGCGUGAAGUUGCGAGAUUACUUUUAACGCUUGUUUUAACACCAUUGGAUUUCUGUCUUCCAGAGCGCACGUCACGGUCGGCAACAACAAUAACGUUUCUCUUUUGCCCUGGUCGUCUUUGGCGCUCAUAAAGC